Molecule: messenger RNA, 2157 nt
Organism: Hansenula ciferrii
Lineage: Eukaryota; Fungi; Ascomycota; Saccharomycetes; Phaffomycetales; Wickerhamomycetaceae
Gene: MCM5
Product: MCM DNA helicase complex subunit MCM5
Exons: 1
Coding region: 1-2157 (718 amino acids)
Biological process (GO): double-strand break repair via break-induced replication; DNA replication; DNA replication initiation
Cellular component (GO): nucleus; MCM complex
Molecular function (GO): DNA replication origin binding; 3'-5' DNA helicase activity; single-stranded DNA binding
Source: RefSeq, a predicted model, not a curated record
AUGUCAUUUGAUGCUCCAGCAGUUUAUCGUGCUCCAGUUCUUCCUGGUGAAGAAUCUGAACAAGAUACAAAUCAAGAAAUUAUCACAGCUUUCAAGAAUUUUGUUUUGGAAUAUAGAGUUGGUACUGAUUUCUUAUACCGUAAUCAAUUACGUGAAAACUUAUUAGUGAAGGAAUAUUCUUUAACUGUUGAUAAUGAACAUCUUAUUGGUUAUAAUGAAACUUUAAAUAAAGGUUUAAUGGAUGAUCCUUCUGAUAUGAUUCCUUUAUUUGAAAGAGCUAUUACUGAUGUUGCUAAAAGAAUUGUUUUCUUACAAGAUUCAGAAGUUCCAACCAAUUUCCCAGUGUGUCAAUUAAUUCUUAAAUCAAAUGCUUCAACUUUAUCAAUUAGAGAAUUAGAUGCUGAUCAUAUUUCCAAAAUCAUUCGUGUUAGCGGUAUCAUUAUCAGUGCUUCAGUGUUAAGUUCCAAGGCUACUUCUGUUCAAAUCAUGUGUCGUUCAUGUAGACAUACUAUAAGAUUAUCUGUUAAUUCAAGUUUUGGUGGGUUACAAUUACCUAAAUCAUGUCAAGCAACUCCAGCUGAUGGUGAAAGAUCUCAAUGUCCUCCUGAUCCAUAUUUAGUUGUUCAUGAUAAAUCACAAUUUAUUGAUCAACAAAUUUUAAAAUUACAAGAAUUACCAGAAAUGGUUCCAGUGGGUGAAAUGCCUAGACAUGUAUUACUUUCAGUUGAUCGUUAUUUAACAAAUAAGAUUGUUCCAGGUACUCGUUGUAAUAUUAAUGGUAUUUAUUCCAUUUAUCAAUCAAAAGUUAAAAAUGCUUCAUCUGUUGCUAUUAGAAACCCAUAUAUUAGAGUAUUAGGUAUACAGACAGAUGUUGAUCAUAAUGCUGCAGGUAAUGCUAUAUAUACAGAAGAAGAAGAAGAAGAAUUUUUAGAAAUGUCAAGAAAUCCAGAUCUUUAUGAAUCAUUUUCAAAUUCAAUUGCUCCAUCAAUUUAUGGUAAUUUAGAUAUUAAAAAAGCUAUUGCAUGUUUAUUAAUGGGUGGUUCUAAAAAAUUAUUACCAGAUGGUAUGAGAUUAAGAGGUGAUAUUAAUGUCUUAUUAUUAGGUGAUCCUGGUACUGCUAAAUCUCAAUUGUUAAAAUUCGUUGAUAAGGCAAGUCCUAUUUCAAUUUAUACAUCUGGUAAAGGUUCUUCAGCUGCAGGUUUAACAGCUUCUGUGCAAAGAGAUUCCACCACAAGAGAAUUUUAUUUAGAAGGUGGUGCUAUGGUUUUGGCAGAUGGUGGUGUUGUUUGUAUUGAUGAAUUCGAUAAGAUGAGAGAUGAAGAUAGGGUGGCAAUCCAUGAAGCUAUGGAACAACAAACUAUUUCUAUUGCAAAAGCUGGUAUUACUACAGUUUUAAAUUCAAGAACUUCAGUUUUAGCUGCAGCAAAUCCAAUUUUUGGUCGUUAUGAUGAUAUGAAAACUCCUGGUGAAAAUAUUGAUUUCCAAACUACAAUUUUAUCAAGAUUUGAUAUGAUUUUCGUGGUUAAAGAUGAUCAUAAUGAAGGUAGAGAUGUUUCAAUUGCUAAUCAUGUUUUAAAUAUUCAUACUGGUAGAAAUCAACAACAAGAAAUUGCAGGUGAAAUUCCAAUUGAUAAAAUGAAGAGAUAUAUCUCUUAUUGUCGUGCUAAAUGUGCACCAAGAUUAUCUGAACAAGCUGCAGAAAAAUUAAGUUCACAUUUUGUUGAAAUUAGAAAAACUAUAAAUGAUGCUGAAGCUUUAAGUGAUCAAAGAUCAUCUAUCCCAAUUACAAUUCGUCAAUUAGAAGCUAUUAUUCGUAUAACUGAAUCAUUGGCUAAAUUACGUUUAUUACCAGUUGCAACUGAAGAACAUGUUGAUGAAGCAAUUAGAUUAUUCCAAGCUUCAACAAUGGAUGCAGCAAAUCAAGGUAAUAUAACUACAGCACCAAAAUUAAAAGUUGAAAUUGAUAAGAUUCAAAAUGAAGUUAGAAGAAGAUUACCAAUUGGUUGGUCAACAAGUUAUCAAACUUUAAGAAAUGAAUUUGUUGCAGGUAAGAAUUAUUCUCAACAUGCUCUUGAUAAAGCAUUAUUUGUAUUGGAACGUCAUGAAUCAAUUACAUUUAGAAAUCAAAGACAAAGAAUUUUGAGAUCUGGUGUUUAA